GAAUUUAUAGAUUCUUUUUAGUAGCUUCCAUUCAUAUAAAUAAUCAAUUAAUUCUCAGUAAAGAUUUUAAUAUCCUCUAAUAAAAAUCUAUAAAGUAUUCUUUCUUCUAAAUUGAUCAUUUUCUGUUAAAUUAUUCACGAUAUAAGUAAAUAGUUAUAAGUAGUAGUUUACGAUAUUUAUACGAGACUGGAUUAUGUUUAAUUUCAACUAGGCUUUGUUCGCAAUUCACGAGGCAUGUCUUUUUGAUAAUAUAUUGUUAAGUUCAAUUCAAAUUGUAAAUUUUUAUAUUUAGCUAUAUCUCGCACAAAUGAUCAUCACGUGUAUCUGUUUAUAGUUGCUAAUGUUAUCACAUGUCGGUAAAAAUGGCAACUUAGUCGAAUAUGACAUCAUUGCGAAGAAUGAUUUUUUUCUACAUACAUUACCAUGGACCAUGAAAAUGUCAUAUUUCGUAAUUUUUUCAUCAAAAAUGCCAUUUUAGAAAUGAAAAUCCAAUACAUAUACAUUAUCUUGUUUCAUUCUUUACCACGUCUCGGUGAUAAUUCGAACAGCAAUUUUUCGAGCAGUCCUCUAAUUGUACUCUCAAUUUGCAAGUCAAACAGCCGGAAGAGUACUAUAUUUACAAAGGCAUGAGAAAACAGCUUCGAUGACGUCACUGUUUAAAGGUCUGUCGUACUCUUCUGGCGCUAUUCAGUACUGUUUUAUUUCUGCUUAGGUAGACCGGUAGAAAGAAAGAGAAAGAUAAAUCACGAGAUUCGAGAGGGGAACAGGAGAUAUGCGAACAUCGAAAAGAAAAAUAGAUCGAAAUCCCUUGAUUUUUUCACUCGAUCGUGGCCAAUUAUAAAAUCAUGCAAGGCGAGAAUAUGGUAAAAGACUAUCGUCUCUUGGAAACAGGAAAGGGUCCAGAUGCUAGAAUGGCAUUCAAAAGAUCUCAACGAAUCGAAGCACAAGUCGUGGAAGCUAUCCGCAGAUUACAAGCCAUACAAGGAUCAACUCCCCAGGAAAUUAGUAAUUACAUUGCUCAAGAAUAUAAUAUUCCUGGUUCUGAAAUCAGACCACAUGUCCAACUCGCUCUCAAGAGAGGCGUAACUUAUGGAAUUCUUCAACGUUUAAAGGGAGGAUGUUACACGUACAAUCCAGACUUCCUCAACGGUCAAUGCAUAAGUGGUGGCGAUGCAACGGUCGAGAUUCCUUGUAAAGGAAGAAGAAGAAGAAGAGGACGUUCAAGAAGAAGAGGACGAAGACGUAGAGCUGGAAGAUCUCGUCGUAGAUCUCGUCGUAGAAAAACCUCGCGAAGAAGAAGAUCUUCCUCGAGGCGUAGACGACGUGGAAGGAGGAGAAGAAGGGAAGAAUUUCCGAAGGAAAUCGAUGGGCUGGACUUGACCAAACAACCGACGAAAAGCAGCAGCCUCUUAACGAAAGACAGUCCACAAAGCAACCAUUCGAUCUCUGAAAAUUCUGAAGGAAAGCAAGAAUAACCCUCCAACAAGAUAUCCAUUCUCUCCAUUUUACGAUCGAUUCAAGGUGCAAAGAUUGACUCAAGAAGAAGAAUAUAGAUUAUAAUGAAAAUAUUUUGAAUUCAUCGACGAAGAAGACGAAUUAAAUAGAAAUUCUAAGAAGAUGAAAUAUCGAUCAUGCAUACAAAUUUUAAUAUAUAUUUUAUUUUAUAAUUUUUUUUCUUCUUAGUCUUCUCAUACAUACAAAUUGAAAAUUGAUUUUUAAUUCAAUGUAUCUUUUAAACAAUAAUAGGAUAUAAAUUUUUAAAAAUUUUAAGAUAUAUAGAAUCAAAUAUUUAAGUAUAAAUGAGAUUAAAAAAUUUUCAUUCUAAAAAUUAUCGUGUAUCAAAUUGGAAAUAUAUUUUCAUACAAUUUUUAUACAAGAAACAUUAUACUUUGAAAAAUAAAAAAAUUCAAUAACUA
Molecule: messenger RNA, 1916 nt
Organism: Apis cerana (Asiatic honeybee)
Lineage: Eukaryota; Metazoa; Arthropoda; Insecta; Hymenoptera; Apidae
Product: histone H1, gonadal
Biological process (GO): nucleosome assembly
Cellular component (GO): nucleosome
Molecular function (GO): DNA binding
Source: RefSeq, a predicted model, not a curated record